AAUCCAACUCACAUUCAACACAUUGCACAAUGAACUAUCAACACUGUGUGUACCUUGGGGAACUUUCGGAAAUUUGUACUGAAAUUUCCCUGAGAAUGGAUGAACAAGCUGAGCAACAUCAACAUCAAGUGGUCUCUGAUUCACAGUUAGUAAUUCUGUAACUCUAAUUAAGCUUUUUAUGUGUUUCUUUCCAUCAUAAGAAAUAACUGACGUGGCAUAUAAAAUGAACCAGCUGGUGCACAAGGUUGUGGAGUGUAAAUUAUGCCUUUCCUCGCAACAGAGAAUGGAUGAACAAGCUAAACAACAUCAACACGUGGUCUCUGAUUUACAGAACCAGCUGGAAACUUUGAAAAUUGAGAAAUGUGUUGCAAACAGCAGGUCAGUGCACUCUGAAAGUCUCAAUGAUCCAUGCAGAGGAUCAGAGCUUGUCACCAUGUACAGAGAACUUAAAACUCAAAUCUGGGGAGAGACAAAAGAAAAGAUGACCAAGCUUAGAUUUGAACAAAAACAAAAAGAUAGGACUAAGGAAUUGAUAAAGGAAAUCUUUGAGAAAGGAAAAAAAGAUGUGCUUUUAAAGAGACAGGAGAAGGACAGAAUGUUAAAGCAGAUCAGUGGAAUUCCUAACACUGUUCAAGAGAAUAUUUCACCCUACAUCCAGUCUUCCAUGGACAAUCUGAAGAUGUUCUUCUUCCUGCAUUUCCAAGACAUCAAAAAUACCUCUGAUUUCAAAACGUUUGUCAAGGAGGAAUACCAAUGUCCCCAUGAGGUCCUCCAUGAGCUCUACGUCCACUGUUACUUUGUGAGCCGUUUGAUGGAACUUCACGACCCUCCCAUUGAACUCUGCUGGGACAGCCCUGGUGUCGAUGUAUUCCCUGAUCUAUUAGGAAUGAACGUGUCCCACUGAUGUAUAAUUAAGAGUGAUGCUUUCAGUUUUUAUUGACACAAUACGUGUCAGUUAUAAUAUGGUGUUUUAAAGAAGGUUUUAAAAACCAUGUCAAACUCC
Clupea harengus (Atlantic herring) is the source of this 1003-nucleotide messenger RNA. RefSeq lists its product as uncharacterized. The transcript has 9 exons. Bases 224 to 904 code for a protein of 226 amino acids. The record is from RefSeq and is a predicted model, not a curated record. NCBI's taxonomy places the organism in Eukaryota, Metazoa, Chordata, Actinopteri, Clupeiformes, Clupeidae.